Wasmannia auropunctata (little fire ant) is the source of this 7523-nucleotide messenger RNA. RefSeq names its product methylcytosine dioxygenase TET2 (gene Tet). Gene Ontology annotation, cellular component: nucleus. The transcript has 10 exons. The coding region runs from base 591 to 7178 and encodes 2195 amino acids. Lineage: Eukaryota; Metazoa; Arthropoda; Insecta; Hymenoptera; Formicidae. Gene Ontology annotation, molecular function: DNA 5-methylcytosine dioxygenase activity. The record is from RefSeq and is a predicted model, not a curated record. Gene Ontology annotation, biological process: positive regulation of transcription by RNA polymerase II; oxidative demethylation.
AUCGCUCCGCGACCAGAGUGAUCUCUCGUGAGUGCUGAGGGCGAUCGAUUCCGAUCGGUAGUUGAACGAGUUUGAGCGCGGUUUGUUGUAUUCGGCGCGAAUCCCUCCGCUGCACCGCCGGUGGGAAGUAGUUUCUCGCGCACGAGGUUUCCUCCGGAGCUCGGGUGUGUGGGUGUCACACUGCCGGUAAAUCGGGAAAGGAAUCACGGGUGCGCGCGCGGAGAAUAAACGUAGGAAACGACAUAUGUACAUACAUACGUAACUUGGCUCGUACGUAGUCGAGUGCGAGUGAUCCCAUUCGAGUUUCAAGUGCUUCCAGACAAGAUUUUAAAGGAGGAGAUCAAGCCGUGUGUUCACACACGAAGCAUUGGACCGCGAAGAGCGUUGUCGCGAGAAGUGUGAGUUUAUCUCUCUCUCUCUCUCUCUCGCCUUCAUCGACUGUCCGAUGAGAUAAUUACCGAAAGAUCGCACGGCAGGUCAGCACACCUGAUAGCGCACCAGCUGGUCUCGGUAGUCCGCAGGGCGGUAUUGGCGGUUUACAACAACAACACCAGCAACAAACGCAACAACCGUUGCACCAGCCCGAUCCCAUGCAGCAGACCAAGGACAAUCUCAAUCCCGCGAACCAACAAACGGGCGCCCUUAGAAACGGCAACCCGCCACCACCUGUCGUCUCUAUGUCACCUGGAGUGAUGCCAUUUUACGGUGAUUCCGGCGCCGGUUUCCGUCCCGCAGCUGGAUUUGGAAAUACGGUUUGGCAUCAGGGAGUCGGACCGGUUGGCACUGUAGCGGUCGAAACGUCACCGGCACCGUGGCCACCUCAGCAAUUCAUUCAGCAGAUUCCCGCGCCAAAUCAGCUCGAGGAGUUGAGGUAUCACGCUCAAUAUGGAGGCGCGACACCCUAUCAUCCUCAAGCAGUUCCGUAUCAACAACAAACGUUCAUACCGGCAGAUCAGUCUGCGUUUCAACGAGCCGGAACGACGGGACAGUACACUAUUACGGGGCAACCUUCACCGCUGACCCCAGUCGGAGGACAAACGGUGGUUUCGACGCCUCAGAGGCAGUUGAAUGGACAAUUUGUAGAUCCCUCGGCUACCGCUAAUCAGUCAGUCGCCUACGAGCGACAGGACUAUGUGAAUGGUUAUCAACAACAAGAUGUAACAAUGGCGCCGCCUCCGUCGACAACUCCGACGAGUCGCAGCAGCUCGGUGCACAUGGACAGUCAGCAGCAACAGCAACAAGGAGGUCCGCAACAGUCAUCGCAGCAGCAGCAGCAGCAGCAGCAACAAAACGCUGCGGAUACGCAAGUAAAGGGUUUCGCAACGAUUGCCGCCUCCAACGUGUCGGGAAACGAGAUGCCUGGGUAUCCACUUCAACCGGACCCACAGAGUUUACACAGCUCUAACGGGUAUCCAGGCUACGUGGAAAUGGGUCAGCAAUCAGCGCAGAACCAAUGGCAAAUGGUUCCGCAACAACAACAGCAACACCAUCAACAAACGCAAAUGCAACAAUCGGUGGUCGACAAUAAUCAACAACAUGUAUGGUCAGAUACAAGCGGAAAGAUGAGCAAUACUGUCAGCAGCAACAUGAAUUGGCAGGAGGGAACGAUGCAGCAGCCACAGAAACCUCCAUCGCAGCAGCAACAACAACAAAAUAUGCAAGGCAACAUGAAGGUGGAACAGCAACAAGCUUCUCAAAUGCAACCACAGGAACUGCCAAGACCAGCGAGUCACAUGAGCUGGGAGACCGGAAGCGUGAAGGAACCCCAAACGCCACAGUCGUGGUCCGAAAACGCCGACAACCAGCAACAAACUCAGGGAAACUGGUCGCAACAGAGUCCGAAGUUACGAGAUCCGCAAAACUCACGGUUGACGCCAUCCAAUCAACAACCGUCUCAGCAUCAGACAUCCUGGCUGCAGCACUCUCCGAAACUGUCAGACCAUCAACACAGCAAUGCUCAACAAAACGCGAGGAUGACGCCUUCUGGCCAGCGUAGCUGGCAGCAAAAUAGCCCGGAGAUACAAGGAUCUCAGCAGAAUCCGAGACUGACGCCUUCCGGACAGCAGAUGCAACAACAGCAGCAGCAACCGCAACAACAACAGUGGACGCAACAAACCAAGGUGGAGCAGAAUCCCAGACUCACACCGUCCAAUCAAAUAUCGUGGCCCGACACGCCGACUAGUCAACCGAAUUGGUCACCAAAUAGCAUAAAAAGUGAUAAUAGUCAACAGCCGCAGCAACAGUGGCAGGACUCGCAGCCCAGUCCUAGACGAACUCCAAGUCAUCAGUGGCAAAAUCAACUGCCACAGGAAAAUAAGUUGGACAGUCGAAUGUCUUGGUCGCCUGUACAUUCUGUAUCGGAAACUCAACCGACUUGGGGACAACAGGCGACAAAGCAGGACAUGCAAAACUCUGGAGAGAGAAUUGCGUGGCAACAACAAACAACAGUGGAUACUAGCAAACCGAACGGAUUUCCGGAGAAUCAGGAUAACCCGGAAAGUCACAUCUAUGCUCAAUCAAAUCGAGUUAAUCUCAAUAGCAGACUGAAAUCGAUGAUUUUGAACAAGCAACAGCAACAACAACAACAACAGCAGCAGCAGCAGAUACAGCAACAACAACAGCAGCAGCAGCAGCAGCAGCAGCAGCAAGCUCACCAUCAUCAAAUGCAAUCGCAGCAUGUUAAUACCAAUAAUGGAUCCACUUCAGAGUAUUCAACGGACGAUCAAAUACGGGAUGCACAUGAAAGCAGCGAGAAGAUGCAAGAGAAACGCACGGAUCAUUUUAUGAACCAAUCAAAUAUUAUUUCGAUGACGCAACCUAAUGAAAAUUUGACCGGUAAUUUUUUAUCGCAUAGCCACCACCCUCGGGUAGAUAAUUUGCCCGACGGUGGUGGCUUAUGGGAAUGGACGGAAGGAGAACACAAUCACAAUAACGACACGAAUAAAGACGACGAUAAUUCCGCAUUGCCGGAAAAUGGAAUGACUGCUUUCGAAAAUUUUAUGAAGAUCGCCACAGAAAAGAGUCAGUCAUGCGAGAAAGACAAGGAUCAAUAUUCGUUGGAGGCAGAAGAAACAAGCAAUAAAGAUCAAGAGAUCGACGACAAGUCUUUCCAGCAAAGAUUGUGUAUGAAUCAAAUUGAGGGCACGUCUUUCGAAGGAUCUCAAAAGAUAUCUGAAAGUGAUGGAAUGAAAAAUAAUUUUUUGAAGACGACAAACGCUACUGAUCAUACAUCUCCUCAAGAUAAAUGCGAUAUCAAUCGUGUGAUUAAACAGGAGAACAUCGAAGAACAAAAUUAUGUAUCCCAUGAAGCGUCCAACAUCGUCGAGAACGAAGAAAAUCGAGAGAUUCCUCGAGAUUAUAAAUUUCGCGGCGAUGGCGGACCGGCAAAGGUGUCGCCGGGAACCGGUUCGUGGUGCUGUCGAAGAGGUGGGACCGAACAGCCGACUCCCGAACAUCUGAGAGACGGCUGUUGUCAGGGUCUUCAAACCAAGGAUGAAAUACUGGAGGAUUCUUCGGAGAAAGCCGAGUUAAAGAACGAAGGACCGAAUAGUCCGAAUACUCCGACUACGACGACAAAGUUGCAAGACCACUUGGACAAACUGAAGAACAAUAUCAGGACCGAAGUGCCGGACUGCAACUGCUUUCCCGCCGAUAAAUGUCCACCAGAGCCCGGUUCGUACUACACUCACCUCGGGGCGGCUGCAAGUCUGCCUGACCUUCGGAAUGAUCUCGAACGAAGAACCGGCCUUAAGGGCGAUGCGAUAAGAUUUGAAAAGGUCGUCUAUACUGGCAAAGAGGGUAAAACCACGCAAGGAUGUCCAAUGGCCAAGUGGAUCAUCCGACGAUCCAGCAUUGACGAGAAGAUCUUAACCGUGGUAAAACAUCGCCAAGGUCACAAGUGUCCAACCGCCUGGAUCGUUGUAGCUAUGGUUGCCUGGGAAGGGGUGCCGACUCACGAAGCGGAUCGUAUCUACACUCUCUUAAGUCACAAACUCAAUCGAUUCGGUCUUCCAACCACCAGGCGAUGCGGUACCAACGAACCGCGAACUUGUGCGUGCCAAGGACUCGAUCCUGACACGUGCGGCGCCAGCUUUUCCUUUGGCUGCUCCUGGUCAAUGUACUAUAACGGCUGCAAAUAUGCCAGAAGUAAAACCGUCCGAAAGUUUCGACUGUCUGUACGAUCGGAGGAACAAGAAGUCGAAGAGAGAAUGCACGUUCUGGCGACGCUUUUGUCACCUUUGUAUCUUAGUCUUGCACCGGAGGCUUUCAAUAAUCAAACUCAAUUCGAGCGGGAAGCGAGCGAGUGUCGCUUAGGAUUUAAACCGGGUCGACCCUUUUCCGGUGUUACGGCUUGCAUUGAUUUCUGCGCACACGCCCAUCGGGAUCUACACAACAUGAAUAAUGGAUGUACCGUGGUAGUUUCUCUUACAAAACAUCGAUCAUUAUCGAAACCCGAAGACGAACAGUUACACGUGCUACCUCUUUACAUAAUGGAUGACACAGACGAAUUCGGUUCAAAGGAAGGUCAGGAGAAGAAGGUUCGCUCCGGUGCUCUUGAAUUUUUAUCCAAAUAUCCAUGCGAAGUUCGUGUUAGAUCGGUACCUCUUCAACCAUGUAGACGUCACGGUAAAAAAAGGAAAGAAGAAGAACCGGAUAUUCAGGCCGGCAAGAAGGAUUCAGUCAAGAUUAUGGAAAGAAUGGCUGAUUCCGGGCGUUCGCCGGGACACGCAGAUUCUUCUAAGCUACAAUCGCAGUUAACACUGGAGAUGACGCCCAUGUUCGAAGGAAUAGACGCGCAGCUGCAGAGUUCUCAGGUAUCAUCCACGGUCUUAGACAGUCCGGUAUCCAUGUAUCAAGGAUGGGGAGCAUAUCAAGGUGAGCAACAGUGGAAUCGAAACGGCUGGCUCGAACAGCGUAAAAAUAAUUGGCUGAAUCCAUGGGGAGAAUAUCCUUCGUUUGGUGGUUUAGAGAGGGACAUCAAAGUGGAUCCAGACAGUACUAGUUUGGAUGAUACUAGGCCCAGGAGUGCCGUUUCUCAAGAAGAGCACAGACCAGGCUCGAGGAAUCUACCUAACUCUACAGUGGACUCAGCCAGAGGAUGUUACGGAAGCUCACCUAGAACUCAUCCCGUUUCGCCUCAUCGUUCGCACAUCGGGAGCAUAUCCGGAGAAGUCUCCUACAACACAUCACCCAGAGGCUGCGUCGCGACGCCACACGAUCCGAAAAUGAUUCCGUUGAAAGGAUUGGAACAUUCAAACAUGGAAAAUAAUUACGAUCAUCAAAUGGCUUCUGGAAUUUACGCCGCUUCUGUCAACGGGCAAAACAACGACUGUUCUCCCUCAAAAAUUGGCUCCCUCAAUCCAUCGCUCGGCACAGAGAUCGCGCAUCGAAACAUUCCAUCCAAGAUGAAUCAGUCGCCAAUUCACGUGCGCAACAUGGGGCAAGAUUGUGUCACUAAUCAAUUGAGGUUGCCGUCUCCUAAAUAUACGGGAGAUUUUAAUCCACAAAAAUACUCGGAUGCCAUGACACAAAAUUACACAGAUGUCGAAGACUGUACGAAAUCGUCACUGCUCAGGCCACAAGUUGAACAAACGUUUGCAAAUAGAAUGCAACAUCUCUCUCCAUCGAAACAAAUGCAGUCACCCGUAAAUUCUGGCUAUCAUAAUCAAUAUUGUGACGGUAACACGUCAAAUUUAUUUUCUACAGAGACUUCAAACUCGAAUGUUUUGGGACAUAAUUCGUUGCACGUGCCAGAACAGAUGCGAAAUGAUGCGCAAUGCUUGUCGAAUGACCAGCGAAAAUUCAUUUAUCAUGCGCAAAGACAAUCUGAAUCGAAACCCUUUGUGAGCAAUCAUCCUCCGUCCCCGUCUUCUGAACAAUCUUGCCUGCAGAAAUGGAAUAUGGCGAAUUCGUGGUGUGCUAAUCAAGUUAAAAAUUCACAACAAUUUGAUCAGCAGACGGGCGACAAGAAGAUCUGGAUCGGUAAACUAACGAAGCCGGAUCAAACUAAAACCGCUGCCUGGGAAACUUCAUCUGAACCAUCGCCAUUUCGAGUGCCAAAAGGAAGACCACCGUCGCGAACGAUAUCAAGUCAGAAUUUAUCCGCGGAGCCCCAUGCAUAUCCAAAUCCUUUGGCCAGAACAUUUUUGAAACCUCCAGAUUCCAAGCCCAUUUUCCUGGACGCUCCGAAUAGCAACGCGGCCCAAAACGGAUGUAUAUCCAAUCACUUGAAGGACAGUUGCACGGAAGAUAAAUUGCAAGAAGGAUUUUAUGAUAACAAGCAAGAAGUAUCUAAUUCCAAUCCAAAUUCUCUCGCGUGGACCGAAGAGAUGAAACAAGAUUUCCACACUGUGCCCGGUUUAAGUCACCAUGCGUUUCCUCAAUACGGAUAUCCGACCUAUCCGGUGUUCGAGAAACCUUACACGAAUUCAUGGGAGGGUUACAACUAUAACCAUCAUCAAUCAUAUCAGCCUCCGGAACAAUUCUACCAGCAACCAAAGCGCGAAGGUUGCUUCCACUCGUCUCAAUAUCCGUAUCAAGGUUUGAACCCGGCGUAUCAAGGUUUGAAUUCCGGCUGGACGAGGUGGGACACACCGCGAUGGGAUAUUUACGGACCGCCACCUUAUUUCCCGGUUCUACCGGAGCCUCCUCCGAAGGCGGAGCCACUCGGCGAGAUAACGGAUUAUUCCGAGAACGAGGAAUGCUUCAAGGAUUCGCAAAUGGGCGGUGUCGCGAUCGCCCUGAGCCACGGUAGCGUACUCUUCGAGUGCGCGAAGCACGAGAUGCAUGCCACCACCGCACUGAAAAAACCCAAUCGGCUCAAUCCGACUAGGAUUAGCUUGGUAUUCUAUCAACAUCGCAAUUUAAACCGACCCAAGCACGGAUGGGACGAGUGGGAGGAAAAGAUGCGACUGCGAAAAUUGGGUAUCACAACGUCGACUAGCAGUACAUCCGUGUCGACGACCAAUCCAUCGACUCCAACUACCACGACAAGCCCCGGGAGUACGACGAACGAGAAAACGACACCACUUCCGCCACUUUCGCACAUUCCAAAUGUUCCCAGUUCACAGUUCAUGAUGAGAUCACCUACUUACACCACAAUGACUUGGACGACGCUCUUCCCAAUGCAUCCAUGUAUGAUAACUGGACCAUACCAAGAAGGUGGUGCGAUUGGAUGAGUCGAGGUCGGACGGUACAGCUUCGACCGUCGAUGACCGAAGCUUGUACCGAAAAAUGCCAUCGCCAAAAAUGGAAUCGGCUGAAGGAUUCGAGAGACAAGAUCCUGAAGAAGAAUCGCGAGGAAUCCGAUCGAGAAUGAAAUGACGAGGCGGCGACUUUACCAUGAGAGGCUUUAUAUUGUUAUUAUCGUUAUAGUUAGUUAUUCCGAAAACGAGAUACACACACUUUGCACUGCCAUUUUUCUAUUUCGAGUUUUACGCAAGAUUUAAACAUAUAGCGACAAAAAACGUGCUUGAAAGAAAGCCUCGCGCCGGGUGUGACUACAUCACCCUUUGUCGGGGCUC